Messenger RNA from Sardina pilchardus (European sardine), 6222 nucleotides. RefSeq names its product regulatory factor X, 5 (gene rfx5). Gene Ontology annotation, molecular function: RNA polymerase II cis-regulatory region sequence-specific DNA binding; DNA-binding transcription factor activity, RNA polymerase II-specific. Bases 99 to 2006 code for a protein of 635 amino acids. The transcript has 10 exons. The record is from RefSeq and is a predicted model, not a curated record. Lineage: Eukaryota; Metazoa; Chordata; Actinopteri; Clupeiformes; Clupeidae. Gene Ontology annotation, biological process: regulation of transcription by RNA polymerase II.
AAAUAAUCUGACAGGGGAUUUUUGCUGUAUCUUUGACUCAGACUCUGGUUCUCUUCGAGGGUUCUGGAUGCGGGAGGCCAGCUCAGUGAGUGCAACCCAUGGCGGACGAGCGAGUGAGGGGCGGGGAGGCCCCCAAACCCGGGCGGCUGGACACAGGAGAGGGCGACACGGAGCCCAGCAUGCUCCUGCAGAAACUCAAGAACAACAUCUCUAAAACUGUUCAGGGCAAAGUCGACACCAUUUUGCAAGAUGUUCAGCGCUUCUCUGACAAUGACAAGCUCUACCUGUACCUCCAGCUACCCUCUGGACCCAGUGCAGGGGAAAAAAGUGAUGCCAGCUCCCUGAACAUGGCUGACCAGCUGCUCACCUGCAACUGGAUACGGAGUCACCUGGAGGAGCAUGCUGACACCUGUCUGCCCAAGCAGGACGUGUAUGAGACCUACAAGCGGUACUGUGAUAACUUGCAGCAGCGGCCACUGAGUGCAGCCAACUUCGGCAAAAUCAUCCGUGAUAUUUUCCCCAACAUCAAAGCCCGGAGACUGGGAGGAAGAGGACAGUCAAAAUACUGCUAUAGUGGGAUUCGUAGGAAGACAAUCUUGAACAUGCCCCUGUUGCCUAACCUAGAUCUGAAGAAUGACCCAUCGGAGCUGACGGAACUGGUCCAGACCUAUAAGCAGGAAGUGACGGAGGCAGCGUGUCAGCUGAUUUGUGACUGGGCACAGAAGAUUCUGAAGCGCUCCUUUGACACGGUGGUGGAGAUUGCCAAAUUCCUGGUGCAAGAGCACAUCGUCAACCCGCGCUGCAGCCAGGCUGAACUGGUCACUUCUGCUGAUCUAGCCGGUGGGCCAGCAAAGCCUCACAAAGUGAUCAAGAAGAACCCCGCGCCGCCCAAAGCUGGUGCCGUGGAGGGAGAAGGCAGUGGUCGGGAUGGCAAGCAGAAAGACAAAAGUGAUGGAGAGCAGGCCAUGCACGGAAAGACGCCUGCCGGCGGCGAGAAGCCGGCCAAAGAGGUGGAGGGUCGCAACCAGCAGGUGCAGAAUCUGAUCAAGCACCUGCCCAAGCUGCUGCCGCGCGGGUCGGUCCCCGACAACAAGUCGCCGCUCUCGGUGCACUCCUCCGCGACGCUGCUGGCGCCCAAGGACACGUCCGCAUCGCCCCAUCUCCUGCCCAUCACCGUGACGACGUUGCCCCAGCAGAAGGGAGCUCCGCUCCCCGUGAUGAUCCUCCCCUCCACCGUGAGCCUGGCCUACAGCGAGCGCGACAAGGCCACCGCCGUCACCGUGGCCACCGCGGCCGCGCCCACGCCGGUGGUCCAGCGAGCGCGCGGCGCCGGCCCGAAACGUCCCGCGGCCGAACCGCCGGGCGCCGCCGCGGACGCGCCUCCCAAGCGCAAGAGGGGUCGGCCCAGGAAGCCCCGUCCAGAAGAUGCCAUCGCUCAGCAACAGCAGCCUCCGGCUCCGUCCAGCUUGCCGCUGGCACAGACGACCGGAGGGGUGAUCCAGAAGGCUCUGGCCUCCUCGUCCUCGUUCUCCGCCGCGCCUUCUUCCUCCUCUCAGCUGCUGGAGAUCGUGAUCCAGGAUCAGCACCAGCUGGUGCUGGGCUCGAUUCCCUCCACCCUCCAUGACGCCGCGGCGUCUGCCCAAGACCAGAGGGCGGGCGUCGUGGUCCAGUGCCAGCCUGUCUCUGCACCCCUGCUCGACGCCGAUCCUCGACCCGUCCUGGUCCUGCAGAGUGCCCCGAAUACUCCGAGCCGAUCCAUGGUGAUCCAGAGGGCGCCUGGAGGGCAGCUUGCCCCUGCGUCCGAAAACCGAGUGCCCGCUUCAAACCCUCUCCUAGCCCCCCCGGCUUUUCUUCCUCCGACUGGUCAAGAGGACGAGCGAGAAGUGGAGAUCACCCUCACCCCCGUGGAUGAGUCCGAAACCUUUGCACCCCCCGAGCCUUCUUCUGUCCCAGCAGGCAGCAGUGAUCAGUCACAAGGGGCGAGAUCCCAAAGUGAUGACCCCUAGCCCAGGCCCCCCGUCCCGACAAGGGAAAGGUGAGUGGGUGUGGAGGUGCAGUGUGGAGGCCACAGAGACCGGUCCCCCACUGCCUCCCACUGAAUCAUAGGAGCUCAACAUCGCCAGCUCCCCGUGACUGUUAGACCCAUCUGCAUUUGAUAGCUUGUCAUGCCACUAAUUAAGACCGUGUCUUGGACCAAGACCGAUGAUUAAUUAGUCGUUUGGAGUUUUUUUUUUUUUUUUUUUUCAUGAAUGACUGGAACAUGCUCCUGAGGGAGUGCUCCAGUGCCCCAUCGCUAUACUGUGAUCUCCCAUCACUUCUCUCCAUUGACCGCCUUUGUACUUCCUUACUUAGAAAUGGUGGAAGUCCCUAAAUGGUGCCUUUCUAGUGUUUGAAAAAAAAAAAGGAAAAAAAAAGAAACAAGGCAGCCAAUGGGAUCAAUGAAGCCAAAACAACUGACUUAACUAACCAAUAGACUUUCAUCAACUCCAUCAGUGCUUGCACUCAGUACCUAAGGAUGAGGUUACUGUAUGUCUGUGUGUGUGUAAACGUGUGUGUGGAAGAGUGUGUGAGGGUGCGUGCGGUUAGCAUUGACGUGAUUGUGACAGCAUGUUUGUCCACGUGGCUAAGGAUAUUAGGUCUGGUUGUGUUCCUGUGCUUGAGUGUCUUGUCUGAGGUGGCAAGACGUGGAGGAUGAGGGAUUUACGGGUCUGAACCUCUCAGGGCGCCAAGUGCUUCUUCUGCCCCCCCUUAACAUCUGUUUUUAACAAGUUCUUUUUUAAUUUUAGGAAUUUUAUUUUGUUAUGAUUAUAUUGUUAUUUGAUAAUUAAGGUUGCGCUUCACAUCUUCUUACAGUAGUUAAGGAGAUUGUCUGAAAAAUCAAGACAGAAGCUGUCCCUGGUUGUUGUACACUAAGCCUUAUGGGAAGUGAAGUCUUUCAUAUAAUCUGAUAUGGUGCUUUGAUAUUAGCACAUCCCCAUGUCCCUCUCUGUCAUCUAUUUGGUUGCGCUCUGGACAGAUUGGGUAGAAUCUCGCCUGGUCACCAGUGAACCGAACCCAACAUCAGCACUUACUGGGGUCUGUCGAAUAUGUGCAAUUCCAACCUGUCAGGUCAUUAUGUUGCGAAUGAGAGAUUACUUAAAAAUGUUUGAGGUUUUUUUUUUUAUUUUAUUUUUUUUUUAGCUCAGCUGUGUGUAGAUUGUCACUUAGGAGGAAAACAAUAUUCAAAGCACAAAACCUGAGUGACCUAGACUAAAGUAGAUAUAAAAUAAGACAAGUUCAAAAAGAAGUGAAAAACUGAUACGCAACCAGUAAAAGAGAAAAUGGUUGGCUUGUGGGAUGCUAUGCUUAAGCCUCUUCAUGCCACUCCUUUUCUAGAAGAGCAUGUUACCUUAUAAACCUGCAGUUAUCAGGGUCUAGGCGUUAGCGACUAUAUGCAGUUCAGCUGCUCAUCUGAAGCUUUCACCCACCCACUUUGAAAACCACACUUCCUGAGGAAAAUGUAAUGGCGUUGAACAAAAAUCUUUUAGAAUCUUAAUAUCUCAUCCCAGGCAUUUACUAACAGAGACCUUUUUAAUUAUUCAGGGCUGGAAGUUUCAUCGCAAAAUGUCCAAAGUACUCUUCAUGAGUGGGUUCAAAGCUGAACCCUUAAAAGUUAAUUUAUCUUAAAGGGUUCAAGAAAACCUUGUAGGUUGUGGAGGGCACCAUUUUUCUUAGAAGAUAACUGCCCUCCAUGAUGGAAGGAUGCCUCUUUGGAAGUUAACCCAAGAACUUUGCAUGUCCAAUAUGGAUGAAUGAAAUAUGAAAUUGACCAUGUAAUCUGGCAAAUAUCUGUUAGGCCGGUUACUGUAAAUUGUCCCACCAGGAGAAUACGUACAUAAGUACAGAACAGUCUUUUAGUCACACUGAUCUAAAUGACGUGUCCUGAAGUGUCUGAUCAUCCUGAUGAUGUUGUAAAUCUGAUGACCAGGGUAAUCAUGACAACUUAGCCAAACAAUAGUCUGCUAGGUUCUGCAGUAGCCAUACUCCUUUUCCUGUCUUGUAGGCCCAAGGUCAUAGAACCAGAAUAGGAAACCUGGUAAACUGCACUAUACCAUGGUGACCUGUCGGCCUUCUUAAGUGGCCUCAAAAGUCCAUGAAAGGGACAGUUAAAUUCAGAGUUGUUGCCAAAUGCCACAGAGUUUCAAGGUGUGUCCAUGCAACGAAGGCUCGAGGCACACUGUAGUUAGCACUAAGCAGCUGAUUUCUUGCUAAUUUGACUGUUUGAUUUUGUGUCCUUUAAUGUUGUGUAUUCACAUGGCCAAAAAAUGGUGGUGCAAGUCUGAAGACCUCAGGAAGGUGUUGAAUACGGAGAUAGCAAGUGAUCCGAGGGAAGGUGUUGAACACGGAUAUAGCAAGUGAUUCGAGGGAAGUUGUGGGCUUAAAAAUGUGGAUAGAUGUGGAAGGAUGGAUCUGGGAAGGAUCUUUGGGAAAGUUCAUGACAGUUAAGUUGUACUGUAUGUUGUACUCAAUAUGAAAGGGAAAUGUUUGACAUUCUCUAAAGUGAAUGAACAAAGUUCAAAGUCAAAGUUAAUUGAUAUUUCUGUGAAAAAGAAAAAAUGUUAUGCAAGUUUGCACAAAACGUAAUAGAUUCAAAUAUUUAAAUGGAUAAGAAAAUAUUCAUAAUUUGAUCAGAUAUUGCUUUACAAAAGAUCAAUUAAAAAGCUAAUGCACUCAAUGAUCAUUCUGGUGGAAAUUCUAGUGGAAAAUAGAGGUGAUUAUUAUAGAGAAAGACUCCACAUGCAUUUUGAUAAAUGUAUUUAUACAAAGUAGGGCUGUUUGCAAUGUAAGGCUAUGUAUUCCUUCCGGAAAUGGUGAUGUAGUUGAUGAACUGGGAGAGGCAGCAUGUGUGGCUGUGAAGGAUUGUGUUUGAGAUGGCUGUGUGUGGAUGAGAACGACUGACUGGUAAUAAAGUGACGGAAAUUACACUGUGGAAGCCUCUGGCUUGCAUGAAUAUUAAAAACAAAAAUAAAACAAAACAAAAAACGGGUCGCAUUAUCAAAGAUUAUGAUCGUGAUCCGGGUAGCGGUGCUCUAGCCUGAUUCCCAGGCAAUCUGAACCGCAUUCAAGGUCUGUUUUUAUGUUCGUCUGUGUUAGUGGUGCUAAUUUUUGUGACUGAUGCUAAUUCCUCCAAGCUUGGCACUGGCGUUGUGGUUGUAUUUCCAUGCUGUAGCCAUGGAGAGAACAUGGAUCAUAAUACUUCAGAAAAAAUAAAUCAUUUUCAUCUCUAUGCAUCAAGAGUCACAAUGAAGUGUAUUCAACCUCUGGUUUUCACGUUUUCCAAUUUUUAAACUGUUCUACAGCAUCAAAUUUGACGUCCUUUUAAAAUAUUUUUUUAGAGUUUCGCUCAGAUGAGUAAUGCCCGAAAUUCAUGCAUGAUUUUUAUGGAUGGCUUAUUGUUUUAGAUAGUUUAUUUUCAAGAGUGGAGCUUGAGCUCAAUACUGACCAGUUGUGGACAUAAAACCGUGGAUAUCUUGUGAAUUUGAAUCUCUCCAGUUCUGAUCCAACAGUCACUGUACUGUAGUUCAAGGUGAAUUGAUUUGUAGAAAGCAGGCAGUUCCUUGCCCCCACAAUGCUUCCAUCCAACGUCGGGACAUUUUUUUUUAAUUGGAACAGUAAAAAAUAAUUAAAUAUGAAUUAAUAAAUUAAUUAAUUUGUGUGAUAAGAUAUUGAGAAAUUCAAAUGUUAAAUUCUCCAGUGGAGGGUAUCUUCAGAGACUGUUGGGAGGAAGUCCUUGGUGUUGCUACUAAUGUGGUCAACAGUGUGUGGUGGCUGGUGCUGGAUUUGUAGUGGUGCAUAUAAGAACAGUUGUUUUAUGUCUGCCACUGGUCUCUAUUUAUUACAGAUGUGUUUGGUUUCUUCUUGUUUUCUCUUUUCUUACGCCCCUUAUUUAUGUCUUGCACUUUAUGUUUAUAGCCAAUGUGCACAUGGAAUACAAAAAAAAAUCUGAAUUUGGUUUCAUUGGAUAGAGCACCUUAUGUGUUGUCAUUUUGUAUGUGCAGCUGUGUAAAAUGUUACCGGUUUGAUUUUGUACUUCUUCAUUGUAUCAAAGUUAUGUGAUACUGGACAUCUAUGCUUCCUUUAAAAAGAAGAAAUAAAAAAUAAAGAAAGAAACAAUGCCAACAGCUAAUGUGAAUAUAUUUUCCUAAAUGGGACUGUAUUAAAUGUUGUGAAAGUCCAUUUACA